GCGCCAUUUUUUUUAUUCGUAUGUGUAUUUUAAUAUUAGUUUCAUAUAUAAUUGAAUUUAUGAUUCGUCAAAUAUUUUUUAUAUUAAACGAUGAGCUUAUAAAUUCUAUCCAAACUUAUGAAUUCUAACAUAAAUCGUCUAAAAUAUGCUUGAUAUAUUUAUUCUAAUAUUUUUUAAAUUAUUUUAGGAAGUAAAUUAGAAUACAGUGAGAUUGUACACGUAAAGCACUUAAGUAUCAAGAGAAUCCGCAUCAUCAUAAAUGUAAAACAAAAAAUCUCUCCGUCUUUUCUCUAUAGCAUCUUUCAGAUAUCCGUGCAGCUGUUUGGGAAUAUAUACAAUUGUAUUUGUUACUCGCGAUAAAAAAUUGCAAACUUCUCCACUACGAGUGUAAUAAAUGGAUUUUGUUUACAUGGCAAAUAUGAAAGUAUGCGAAAGUCGCGCGUAAGCAAGAAAAGGGGUAGGACCGGUAAAAAAGUAUCCCAGCGGUGGGUCAUCGGAUUCAAACGGCCAGGUGUACAUUCAUUUCUCUGCAGGUCGCAUGUGCAACAGCAUCCGAGUGUGUGAGGUCCAUAUUUGAGAGUUGAACACGUUAGAUUCGCGCGUCCUGAUAUCCGCACGGUAUAAAUACAACGAAGAACAAUGAGCAAAGGGUCGAUCGUGUUCUCGACUAUAGAUGACGAGGCUGGGGAAAAAUUGGACGAGAUAUUCGGACUGAAGCCCAGUUUCGUGAGGGUGCAACCUAGCCGUUGCUUGUUACCGCCGAAAAUCAUCUUCUACGCGCAGAAGAUACGCGACAUGACGGUGUACGAGGACGACGUCUGGAUGAUCUCGUUUCCUCGAACUGGAAGUCACUGGGCACAGGAAAUGACAUGGUGCAUCGGGCACGAUUUUGAUUACGAGGAAGCCCGCACGAUCAUACUAAAGCGCAGCCCUACGCUCGAAGGUUCAGUUAUCAUGGUCAACGGGAAGUAUGACGAUUGGUUCAAAGAUCUGGGCGACUCCGUCGAAAAUAUAGCGAAGAUGCCGCGGCCGCGGUACAUCAAAACACACCUGCCGUGGGACUUAUUGCCGAAGCAGCUUCACGAGAAAAAGCCAAAGACAAUUUAUAUCACGAGGAAUCCAAAAGACGUCUGUGUCAGUUAUUAUUACUACUGCAGAGUAUUUCACGGUAUGAAUGGAAGCUUCAACGAUUUCGCAGAAUUGAUGCUGCGUGAUAGUGUGCCGUACUCCCCGUUUUGGGAUCACGUUCUGCCCUUCUGGAAAACCAGAAAUCAGGAUAACAAGCUAUUUCUGACGUACGAAGAAAUGAAACAGGAUCAGGUGGCGGCGAUUAAGAAGACAGCGAAAUUUUUAGGCAAAAACGUGACGGACGAGCAGAUAGUCGAGCUAUGCGAACAUCUGAAAUUCUCGAAAAUGGCAGCGAACCCGUCGGUGAACGUACAACUGCUGCUUGAUGAAAAAGAAGAUUCAAAAAAUGACCCAAAUUUCAAGUUCAUCAGGAAGGGCAAGGUCGGCGAUUGGACGAAUCACAUGUCGGAGGAUCUCGCUCGGCGAUUCGACAAAUGGACGGAGGAGCACUUACUUGGAACCGGCUUAAAGUUCGACACGGAUAUUAUGCCCGACGAAGAAUAGGGAGCUUCAUUGCGUGAAACAGAAAAUUUUUAUCUUAGAUUUACAAUCGCAUAAUCAAAUUGCAUCACGAUUGAUUCAUCUCCUGGGGAUUUAAAAACGACGAUAUUAAUUCAAAAUAUAAUCUCGUGGGGAUUUAAAAACGACGAUAUUAAUCCAAAAUAAAAACUAUCGCGAUCAAAGAUUUUUGUUGAUGAUGUAUGCAGACUCAUGUAAAAGCAUGUAAAAUUAGACGAUUUAUAAUUCGCAUGAGAUUUUAGAAUUUUGCUAUCUACUACUUUAUAUUCUGUACGUUAUAAAUUUUGAUAUAUGUGCAGUAUGUAUAAUAAUUUAAUUAAUAUUUUAUAUAGAAUUGUUUUUGUUUUGUUU
Wasmannia auropunctata (little fire ant) is the source of this 1998-nucleotide messenger RNA. It is a transcript of the gene St2, whose product is annotated as estrogen sulfotransferase-like. The coding region runs from base 640 to 1632 and encodes 330 amino acids. The transcript has 7 exons. Gene Ontology annotation, molecular function: sulfotransferase activity. Gene Ontology annotation, biological process: sulfation. Gene Ontology annotation, cellular component: cytoplasm. The record is from RefSeq and is a predicted model, not a curated record. NCBI's taxonomy places the organism in Eukaryota, Metazoa, Arthropoda, Insecta, Hymenoptera, Formicidae.